This is a messenger RNA of Tripterygium wilfordii, 1050 nucleotides long. Its product is annotated as transcription factor LAF1-like. NCBI's taxonomy places the organism in Eukaryota, Viridiplantae, Streptophyta, Magnoliopsida, Celastrales, Celastraceae. The record is from RefSeq and is a predicted model, not a curated record. The coding region runs from base 16 to 999 and encodes 327 amino acids. The transcript has 3 exons.
GCUUUAUAAACUUUGAUGGUCAGAUAUUCAUUGCCACCAUCACAAGGUCUCUGUCUCUCUGUGUUCCUUCAUCACAACUGUUUGGGCUGUCAUAAAGCUCCAUUAAUUCCUCUGUUUUGCGACAAAAAAUGGGUUACAAGCCAUCAGACAACAAGCCGAAGACAAAGCCAAAGCACAGAAAGGGGUUAUGGUCACCUGAAGAAGACCAGAGGCUCAGAAACUAUGUCAUCAAACAUGGACAUGGUUGCUGGAGCUCUGUCCCUGUCAAAGCUGAGGAAUGGGAAGAGCUGCAGAUUAAGGUGGAUUAAUUACUUAAGACCAGGAUUAAAGAGAGGGGUCUUUUCGUCACAAGAAGAGGAGACUAUCCUCAGCCUUCAUCGCAUGUUGGGUAACAAGUGGUCACAGAUUGCACAGCAUUUGCCUGGAAGAACAGAUAAUGAGAUAAAGAAUUACUGGCACUCCUAUCUUAAGAAGAAACUUCUCAAAGCUGAAGCUCAAUGCAGCCGUCCAAGCGCAGACCAUAUUAACACGGACUCUGCGAACAACAUUCAAGCUCUGACCUAUAAAUCACUUGAAAACGCAGGAAAAUCGGAUCAAUCAGUCAUGCAGCAGGGGUUUGGUACUCCCAAACCAAAGCUUUUAUUCGCUGAAUGGCUAACACUGGAUCAUGUUCAUGAUGGCAGCUUUUCAAAUUCAAGCGAACCGCCGGUGCCAGCGGUAAUUCAUAGGGAUUUGUUCGACAACUACUCGUGUUUCGAUGAUGGUAUAAUGCAAGACUAUCUCUUCAAUGAAGGAACAGGAUUAGCAUUGGAUGGGAAGUAUGAUGCCAAUGCUACUACUCCAAGUGAUGCAGAUGGUUCAAGUAGUGACAUGUUUGGUUCACUGCUCAAGUUUGAGGAUCAGAGUCCAGGGAGUGGGAGUGACCAGCUUAUUGAUUUCAACUCUGGACAUGAUAUUUGUAGUCAAUUUAACAUGAACAACGAUGUGAUGUACAUAUGAGGACAUCUUUCCAAAAGGAAAAGGAAGAAUAAUUAGAUUUCUGCAUGUAAA